UUGACUAACUUUUUUUAUUUUUUUAAUUGCUCUAAUGAACAUUAGACGGAAUGGAGCUGUCACACACAUCAAGAUCCAGAACACAGGCGACUACUAUGACCUGUAUGGAGGAGAAAAAUUUGCCACGUUGGCUGAGUUAGUCCAGUAUUACAUGGAACACCAUGGACAGCUCAAAGAAAAGAAUGGAGACGUAAUAGAGUUAAAAUAUCCACUGAAUUGUGCUGAUCCUACAUCUGAAAGGUGGUUUCAUGGGCACCUUUCUGGGAAAGAGGCUGAUAAGUUAUUAACAGAAAAAGGAAAACAUGGAAGCUUUCUUGUGCGAGAGAGUCAAAGCCACCCAGGAGACUUUGUUCUUUCAGUCCGGACAGGAGAUGAUAAAGGCGAAAGUAAUGAUGGGAAAUCGAAAGUAACCCAUGUCAUGAUUCGGUGCCAGGAGCUGAAAUAUGAUGUUGGCGGAGGGGAGAAAUUUGACUCUCUAACGGACCUGGUGGAACAUUAUAAGAAGAAUCCCAUGGUAGAAACUUUGGGCACAGUACUACAGCUGAAGCAGCCCCUGAAUACAACCCGUAUUAAUGCUGCAGAGAUUGAAAGUCGGGUGCGAGAACUAAGCAAACUAGCAGAGACCACAGAUAAAGUCAAGCAAGGCUUCUGGGAAGAAUUUGAGGUAAUUUACAUGUUUCGAACAUAAAACAGGUAUGUCAGUGGUAGAAAUAUAGUUUUACUACACUUUCCCAGCUGCUUAGGGGCCCUUUGCCCCUCAGAUCUUUAUUCUUGCUCUCCACUCCUGUGACAUAUAUUGCACCUUCUGCAGUGUGCCAGUUUGACUCAUGCAUCUGCCAGAGAGGCGUGCUUGAAAGGUGUGCCUCGUCUUUUAACCCACAGGCUGAGCAAUCUUUGUCAGUGCUAGCUCAGUAUUGUUGUUCCCCAUCCUGCUUUGAGCUGAAGUUGUGCUGGGCUAAGGAAAAACCUUGCUGAACAGGAAUGACUGGGAUUUUGGCAUCAACUGUUGUUUCAGUGUGAAUUCUUGUAGACUCUUUUGAAAGCCCCAGAGGAAAAUAAUUUUGCAUUUCUCUAGUUCUUCCCAUUAGAGGAUUUCAAAUUAUUUUACACAAAAUUUAAACCUGCUAGCACCCCUGUGGGGUAGGUAAGUGGUUAUCUUUGCUUUUCUGAUGGGUGGAGAGAGGUAGAGCGUACUGUAUGUAGCAUGUCAGUGACAGAAGCCUGGAGUCCUGAUGACCAGUUCCCCACUCUAACCACUAGAUGGCAGUCUCUUCCUUAAAAGUGAAGUACAAACAAGUCUGGUAUUAGAUGUCUAGUUAGCAACUGUACUGCACGUAGUAGUCAAAAUAAUGACUUGUUUAUGCUGUUUGAUUUUCAGAGGAGCCUCUGGGAGAUAGGUGCCCAACUCAGUGAAAUUUGGUAGGAAUUGAACAUUUAAGGCCUGGUAUGCACUAGAAAAUGAGAUCAGUUGGUCAGGGGUGUGAAAAAUCCCCACCUCUGAACAGCACAGUUAAGCUGACCUACAUUCUGUGUAAAUAGUGCUAGGUUGACAGAUGAAUUCUUUCAUUGAUUUAACUAGUGCCUCUUGGGGAGGUGGAUUACUAUGCCAACAGGAGAACCCCUCCCAUUGAUGUAGGUAGCAUCUAUACUAAAGGACUGCUGCGGCACAGCUACACCACUGUGACAUAAGUCUAGACAAGCUCUCUCUAACCAUACAUAAAUACUUACCGGUAAUUCACAAGAAGCUGGGAAGUGAAUCUACCAGACACCAGCUUGCUAUGGUCUAGUUGUCUGUGUGAAGACCUAGGGAUGUUAACAGCUACUCAGUUGCUUAUCGGUUAAUGAUCCUGGUUAACCGCAACAGCUCACCCCCACCCCUGCCUGCUCUGCAUUUAAAACUGAGCAGCAGGCUGGAUCAGUCCCAGCCCACUAGUCUGAGUUUUAAAUGAAGAUCAUAGAACACGAGAACUGGAAGGGACCUUGAGAGAUCAUCAAGUCCAGUCCCCUGCCCUU
Pelodiscus sinensis (Chinese soft-shelled turtle) is the source of this 2013-nucleotide messenger RNA. Lineage: Eukaryota; Metazoa; Chordata; Testudines; Trionychidae. The record is from RefSeq and is a predicted model, not a curated record.